Thlaspi arvense is the source of this 546-nucleotide messenger RNA. NCBI's taxonomy places the organism in Eukaryota, Viridiplantae, Streptophyta, Magnoliopsida, Brassicales, Brassicaceae. The record is from the annotation of a GenBank genome assembly.
AUGCCCCAUCUUGUGGAUGCAUCCAUAACUGCUACGUUUAACCAAGAGGACAAUUUCCUCAGCUCUAUUUCUUCGAUCAAGUAUCUUCAGCUAUAUCUGCUUGAUCCUCCAUGGUGGUGUAACACCGUUACCUACUCUCGACUUAUCGAGUGUUGUAUAUCUAAUUUUGACCCAGAGUGGUGCGAAUCACUAGUGGUUUUUCUCUCUAAUUGUCCUAAACUAAAAGUUUUUAGGGUCGACUCCAUUGAUCGGUCCGAGAAUCAUGUUCCAGUUUUAUGGAACCAACCGACUUCUGUUCCCGAGUGCUUGUCGUAUUGUCUCGAGUUCUUUAGAUGGACAAAAUAUGCAGGAAGAGAAGAUGAAAAACAACUCAUAUGGUACAUUGUACAAAACUCCAAGUGCUUAAAAAGGGCAAAGAUUUGGCUGAAAUCAACCUGCAAUCUUGAAGAGAAACGGAAGAUGACUAAGGAGUUAAAAUCUCUGCCUAAGGUUUUAACCAGUGCUUCGAUACCCGACCCACCCGCCCGAUGGAAAAAUAUUGUUUAG